CAACUGCCGCAGCAACAACAUCUAAGACAACAGCAGCAAAAACAACAACAACUGUCGCCAGCACAACAACAGCAUCAGCAUCAAGUACACUUUGCCACCAACUCGAGCACAAGCACAACAACAACAACAGCAUCAUCAUCAGCAGCAGUUGCAGCAUCAGCAGCAGCAGCAGCGACAACAACAACCAGAACACGUGAUAUAUUGUACGAGCCAACUAACCAAGCAACUUCCAAAGCCAUCGCUGCCAACGAUGUCGUCAGUCUAUCUUUGACCGCCCAGCGACGACGCGAACUCCAGCUGCGCGCUGAGCUGCAGUGCCAGGAGCAGGUGAUGCUUAGCGGCGGCGCCUGCACACGCAACGGUGAUGAGGUGGCUCUCUAAAGCUUGCACUUUCGAGACGAUGGAGACUGUCCUCUGUUUUUUGUAGGAAAAUAGGAGGGGGUGAUUUUUAGCAGCAGCAGCAACUCGAAAACCAAAAAACUGUUUCUUUAGUAGAAUUUUACGGGACAUUUAAUUGUUGUGUUGUGGAGGCGGCAAGUGGCGGGUUCUCAACGUUUUGUUGUUGUUGGCAAGAAGAGAGUUUAGUUAAUAGCGUGCGUGUGUGUGUGUGUGAGUGCGUUUAUGUAUAUGUGACCAUGCUCCUGGCCCUGCCCCACCCAACCUCUAGGUGUUGUGUGUGUCCCCCUUCUUUUUACACAACAGACACAACCAGCGCACCGUAUUUUACAUUAUAAAUAAUAAUAAAUAUUAUAUUUUGUGCUAGUUUAAUUGAAAUCAAAAUGAUUAGACAUAAUAAUAAUAGCGUGCAGUUCAUAUAAAUUAUACGAUUAUAUGAGAUGUUAAUAGCAUUAACUAAACAACAACUUGAUAGUUAAUUCUUAGCGUUAAGUCCAAAAGCAAAAACAAACAAAAAAAUGAAUAUGUACGAUUUUUUACAUUUUGAAAAAGUUUAUACGUGAAGAAAACAAAAAAUAAAAAAGAAAAUCUAUAUACAUAGCAACUAUAUUGUAUUUAAUAGUUAUAAAUAGUUAAUAAUUAAAGACAGCGAUCGUUUUUUUGGAGACGUGUUUGGUGCGAUUGUUUAGUGAAAAGUUGCAAGUAUAAUUACAAUGAAAAGAAGAAAAAAUACUUAAGUGUAUUGCUUUAUGCAAAUUGAGAGAAAAGAAAGAAAAGUGCAUUGCAAGUUUUAGGCAUUAGUUACUAUUAUUAUUCUUAGUAGUUGUAAUAAUGCAAAUUGUAUAAAUGACGUUUUUAAUGACUUUAUUAAUUAGAACUCUUUAAGCAAAUGCAAACAAAAAUCUUUAUCAUAAACAAUA
Drosophila nasuta is the source of this 1316-nucleotide messenger RNA. RefSeq names its product cAMP-dependent protein kinase catalytic subunit-like. The record is from RefSeq and is a predicted model, not a curated record. The transcript has a single exon. The annotation marks the transcript as partial. Lineage: Eukaryota; Metazoa; Arthropoda; Insecta; Diptera; Drosophilidae.